Molecule: messenger RNA, 9278 nt
Organism: Zootermopsis nevadensis
Lineage: Eukaryota; Metazoa; Arthropoda; Insecta; Blattodea; Termopsidae
Source: RefSeq, a predicted model, not a curated record
ACGCGUGCAGUAGGGCGGCCGCAUCGCAGUUCAGCUAAAACCGUCAAUAACUUUCAGUUGCCAACUGAAGCCGCUGGCGUGCGCUAGUAGACGUUGUGUCGCGUUGUAAAUUACACAUUUCGAGGAAUCUGACUUAUCUCCGUAAUAUCCUGCACGUGCUUUUGGCUGUCAUUUAGCUUUUCGUCAAGCUGCAUUAUAUUCAUAUAAAUGCUGUGUUGGAGAACUCUGGAAUUAAAGGAUUACAUUAUCGUUCACGAAAAAUACAAGUAGCCUGAGCAACACAGUGUUCUUGACCUUGCGGUGGUGUUUGGCAACUAAAGACACUUAAGAGGCCUAUUAUAUAAGGCUAAAUCAGGGAAGAUUCUCACUGUCUGUGACGAAGAUAAACAUGUUGUGACAGUUUCCACAUCUGGAUCUUCUCGUGGGAUAUAAAGCACACAAGCGAAACGUACUUUGACGUAUGGUGUGUUCGUGGUAUAACACAUCCAUUGCCGCAGCCGUCCUCCUAUCGCAGGGGACACAAGAAUCGACUGAUCUCCAAAACUAUAUCAACUGUCCUCCAGAGAUUGUGUCAGCCUCAAGAAACGACAUCCACUGCCACGACUACAAUCACAAGGCUACAAAAACUGAAGAAACAUCCCAUCUGUUGUUUUUGUUUUCGUCGUCCCAUUUGUUUCAACGCUUCAACCGGUCAUUGAUGAGAAAUUUCGGUGUCGUACGUUCUGAUACACUUUGUGAGCAUCCGUAUAAUCACUACUGUCAUCUUCAUAAUAUUACCUCAAGAAGUUUCAGUUUAACUGUUGACUCUGAUACCGCGAGAGAGAGUUCGAACACUCUGAACCACCUGAACCGAUAUCAUCAUCAGUUCCCAUUAGAUCUUCAAGGUUGGCCACGAAGAUGGACUCAGACUGUAUUAUUUCCCCACAUUAGUGCUGUAAUUUAGAGACUGUAACAAAUUAUUUGAAUAAUGAGCAUAGUACAACAGAAUCAAUGAAGUGUAAACGAUUAAUUAUCUAUUGUCCAUUUCGCCACUUAGGAACAUCUUAAUUGUUUCGGUUAUUUUAAUUUUCUGUCGAAACUGAUCACCGCAGAAGAUAAUUCUCGUAAUACACCCUGAAUGCUUUUCAAUAUACAAACUAAUAUUUAAAUUCACAUUAACGGAUCAGACUGUGACCAAGAGACUGACCUAACAAAGCAGAGAAAUCUUUCGAAAAUAAAAAAGGGUCCGGAAUUUUUAAUUUCUAGAAAUGGAACCACUGCCACAUAGAAAGAGCGGAGGUAUGGCACCAAUCUUGGGCUGGAGUAAUGACUCGCCAAGUUUAAGUCCAGCGCUUACGCCAAAGACACCUGCCACCACAGACGAAGCACCAACCUCACCUCCAAACAAAUCAGUAACCAGCAGCGGUAUUGGUCAGGAUGUUCCUUCCAGAACCGUGAGUUUCAGCUCCAACGAUUUCUCCCCGACCUUAUCCAGCAUCGGUUGCGAACCGCCAGCCUUGUGCCCGUCGACGCCAUCGGCAGAACUUCGACGAAUUCCCAGACAACAAAACACCGGCUUUAAUCCUCCUCCACCUACCGAGAACGGAAACGUCCUUUCCGCCGACAAACCUCCCCUAAGAACUGUUAUAACGGAAAAUCCUAUCUACGAUGGCGCUGUUAUCAAAUUUCAAGACGAUAACGACGUUGAAAAUGAAGUAGAUUCCAUAUUCAGCAGCGACUCAAGUAGUGAAGAAGAAGAAGAAGAAGAAGGUGGUCGUAAUAAAGUACCUGAUGGCGGCUGGGGAUGGGUCGUUGUCUUAUCAUCGUUGGUAAUCAGUAUGGUCGCUGAUGGCAUUAGCUUUUCCUUCGGUUUGCUCUACAUCGAAUUUCUUGAGUAUUUCGGUGAAAGCAAGAGUAAAACUGCUUGGAUCGGAAGUCUUUUCAUGGCUGUGCCACUACUGUCAGGCCCUAUUGGCAGCGCGCUGGUUGACCGUUAUGGCUGCAGAACCAUGACAAUUAUAGGCGGGAUCAUUUCCGGAAUUGGCUUCACCAUGAGCGCCUUCGUUAACUCCAUCGAACUCUUGUACACUACAUUCGGGCUCAUAGCAGGAUUGGGUUUAGGGCUAUGUUACGUCACUGCGGUGGUGAGCAUCGCUUACUGGUUUGACAAGAAGAGGGCUCUAGCUACCGGGCUCGGGGCCUGCGGGACAGGUAUAGGUACCUUUGUGUAUGCACCGAUGACACAAUUCUUCAUCGAAGAAUAUGGCUGGCGAGGGACAGUUCUCCUACUGGCAGGGACCUUCUUCAACAUGUGCGUGUGUGGCGCAGUGAUGAGAGACCCUGAGUGGUGGAUUCAAGAACAGAAGAAGUCAGCUAGGCUAGCAGCUGGCAAUAAAUCUACCAGAGGAACGUCUUCGUGUGGAUCAAUCUCUGGAAGAAGUGGGGUUGACAGUGACUUCCCAGGAGUAGAUGAAAUCCGGAAGAUGCUCAAGAGUGGUCAGGCACCGGAGUAUCUGCUCACAGUACUUGCUGGUAACACCACUUUGCCAUCACAAGAUGAACCACAUGCUGGUGUUCAACGGGUUGCUUCGUCCAGAUCAGUCGUAAACCUUCCCACUUAUAUAAAUCAGAAAGAGAAGGUGCCGCUGGAAGUUCUGGAGUCACUGGGAUCGAACAAACGAGUUUACAACGUGAUCCUGGAGAAUUAUCCCAGUCUCUUGAUGUGCAGGAGUCUGAGUGACAAUGGGAAGCUUAAUACAAUUCCAGAAAGCUCCAUAUUGCCUGCUCGUGUACCGGUUGCAGCCAUCAAAGCAACCAAGCACGCUCCUGCCGAAGUAUCGCAUCAUCACUCAGAGGAUCAAGCAAGCACACCUCUUCUGGAGGGCCACGGUCAAGACGAACACAAAGCCAUCGCAAUCAUCACCAGAUCCCCAAAGUCAUCGGUAAAAAAGCACGACAAACAUGAAUCGGGACCGACAAUCAAGAAACAGAUCUUCGCUGCAACCCAGUCUCCGCAUUACCUCCAGAACAUUCGAGUACACAGAAACUCCGUGAUGUACCGAGGAGCCAUGCUGAAUAUCCACAAAUAUCGGCUCAGAGCUUCGUCCUGUCCUGAUAUUUACCGCAAUUCCAUGACAACCAUCGCAAAGGAGAAUGAAGAGAAAUGGUACGCUGACUUCCUGGAUCUGCUGAAGGAUAUGGUGGACUUCUCAAUGUUCUUGGAGUGGCACUUCCUACUUUUGUCUCUUGGUACAAUCCUGCUCUUCACUUGGUUUAUUAUUCCGUACUUCUACCUAGCGGAACUCAUGGUCCGCAACGGCUACACUGAACAGGAAGCCUCGACUAUGCUCAGUAUCAUUGGCUUCACCAACUUCUUAGGCAUGAUUUUUUUGGGUUGGGCCGGAGAUCAGGCGUGGAUGAACGUGACCAAGACUUAUGCAGUAAACUUAGUUCUAUGUGGAAUUACAACACUUGCGAUGCCAUUAUUUGUCCAGAACUACUGGUUGCUCGCUGUGACAGUGGCCCUGUUUGGUGCAUUCUUUGCAUCCAGUUUCUCGUUCACCCCCCCCAUAGUGGUGCAGCUGAUUCCUCUAGAGAGGUUCACGACGGCUUACGGUCUCGUUUUGCUGUGCCAAGGCAUUGGAAACCUGCUGGGACCACCUCUGGGAGGUCUGAUAUUUGACAUCACACUAUCAUGGGAUCUAUCAUUCUACGUGGCUGGAGUCUGGAUAGUUGUUGCUGGAGUGUUAAUAUGGCUCAUUCCAGUCACCAAGAAUCGUGUUCUCUGGGGAUCAGGAAGCCUGUACAUGGAUGUGGAAGAGGACAAGACUAGUAUUGCCUAAAUGAUAGCUGUCAGUGCCUUACAAGCCAGUCUGAUAUGCUGCGACUAUUACGAUUUGCAAUACCGUUCAACAAAUUACCACACUGUACGUUUAAACAUAAAUCUCCUAAGAAACUCUUGUUCCACAGCAGUUAAAAUGGUUAAUGUUAUAUUUUCUGUACAUUUAAUAUGUGUAUCAGAAAAUGAGCACAAUAAGAAAGUAAUAGUUAAACUGAUUAAGAAUGACUUCAGGGAACUAAGUCAUGAAGCCAAAAUCAUUUUGCUGAAAUUUCUUCUUUAUUAUUUGGACCAAAAAGAUAACAUUAACUGGAUGGCUUCAGAUUACAAACAAGUACAAUAAAAUAUUCAUAAUCAUCAUCUUCCAUGUGGUUUUCUGAAUUCCGAUUGUUUUAUUUUUCAGUUAUCGAUAGUUUUGACUUCUUCUCAUUAUGCUGCCCUCGAUAAUCUAGAAUUUGCUGCAUUUAUUUAUAUUCCUGGGCUCAGCACAAAUUAUAGGGUGUAAGAUACUGUUAAAUUAUUAUUACAACUAGAGAUGCAGUAUAGGCAUAGAUCUCUUUUGAUCCAGUUGGCCAAGAGGUUGAAAUUGUGCGUUCAGUUUAUGUAAUGCUUCAGAAACAAUUAGUUCAUAUAUCGUGUCCAGUUAGCAGGAUAACUCAAUUCCAGAUAUUCAACGAUCAAACGUAAGACUUAAAUUAUUGAGACGACAAACCGACAAAGACAUAACAUACGGACGGAAUGUCAAUAUGGCCUCUAAGGGUCUAUAAGCUAGUACUCUGUUAGUAUAGGAGUUUAUAAUAUUAUUUAAACAAAGAAGAGUCCAUAUUUAGACAAAAAUCAGUAAUACUUAAGUAGACUACAGGUCCUUCAGUGGCAAUUUGGAUACUUAAUUUUUAAAAAUAACGUACACUUUCAUUGUUCUUAUCUUUGGUACACUUAAUUCUCUCAGUACCUGAACCAUGAAGUUUCCUUUAUUAGAAAUUGGUGAAAGGUACAUUGUAAAAAGUAGUUUUGAAAAUAUAAAAUUUGAAUCUGAGUUUUUUCAUAAAUAUUAUGUAAUUUAAAUGUAUUUGCUGAUGUGUAGGAAUAAUGUUAAACAAAAUGGCUUAUUGAAGUAUAUAGAUAAUGCCUCAUAUAUUGGCUCAUUAGUAAUAUGCAUAACCAAACACUUCGGCAUUUAUAAAAUUAUAUAUAAAUCUGCUCGUUGUAGCUACUUGCUAGGUAAUUAAAAAUUUACUGUCUGUUGUAUAAAGAUGAUCAGAAUGCUUCAUCUGGUACUUAAAUUUAUUAAAAUAAUAAAUUUAAUCAAAUGUGUGAUUAAGAGGGAGACAGAAGAUAAGAGCAUUCACGCGAAUAACAAGGCCUGUAUGUAGUUUAAAACAUGUCAAAUAAUAUACCUGAAUAGAUAAUUUAACAUUUUUAAACUAUAUAAAUCAGUAUUCUUUUAUCUUUAUGCAAAGUUUCCAUUACAUCACAUUUUCAGCCCCUAAAAUGUAACCUCUAACGUCCGCAAGGUUUGGCCUUUGUCAUCACCAAAAGGACAUGUCUUACAUAAUCUCUAUUUAUAAUCUUUAACUUCGCCAUGCCUUGCGAAAGAUUAAUUCUACAUGAGAAUGCUGCGAAAUUUUUAAUUAUUUACUGUCAACUGAAACUGACAUGUUGUACGCUAUGAUGAACAUGUUAUAGUAGUGUGUCCGUUGUCUCUGUUACGGAAUAUGAGCGGCACAAAGGAUAAACAAAAACAAGGAAAUAUGUGCUUAUAGAAAAAAUAUGCUACCUGCAGUGAGCAAACUGCGCAUAAUUAUGUGAAGAGAACACAGAAUUUGAGAUUAUAAUAUUAGAGACGUAGUUAAAAUAAAAGUGAGUGAAUGAAACCUAAACUGGAAAUAUUUGAUGUGAAUGAGUACUACACGUUACAUGGAAGUAAUAGUUACACAUACAUCGUGAAAUACAACUAAAGUUUGACUGUACUUCCAUAUGGAACAUUAUUUCCGAGGUCACAUCAUACCCAUGACUGAAGCAAAACACAAAAUUAGAUUCUAGAGUGUUAAAUGAACUAAGCGGUAGCAAACCAUAAAAUGAUAUUAAAAUUUUAUCUUAUUUCUAAAAUAAAAUGUAUAAAAAGCUUUGUAAUAUAUAAAAUUAACUGUUACUGUAAUCAAAAUUUGUGUGUUUAAAACACACUGAAUUUUUCAACAGAUUCAAUUAGGAAUAUCGUAUAAUGUUUAUGUAAGAUUUAAACAUUUGAACAGCGUCAUAAUUCAACUAAUUCUUCGCUGGCUACUCGUUACUGUAAAUCUAUCGACAGCAGGAUGAACAGAAGGGCGGCACACAUGAAGAAACCUCUGUUACAGGGUUACAGUGUAAGGAGGACAUUGUAACCCCCAUAAAAAUAACUUUAUAACUGACAAUAUGAAGUGAAAAUUUAACCUGCGUCACGUAAUGGAUUUCCGUGGAAGCAAAUCAGAGUUUACAGUUGUUGGCACAGAAUCCAGUUCUCAGUCAAAGCACAUAUAACCAAUUCACUCCAGUUCCCUCUACUUAUAUGUGUUUCUGGAACUUUAAAUUAAGUACUUUUAUCUUCUGUAUUCCCUUAACUUUACAGACCUACCAAAAUGUAAAUUCCUUUUGCAAUAAAAGAGAAUCCAUUUACGAAUAACAUGUAGGAUAAAUUACAACUUAUAAUAUAGUAAGAACAUUAAUUGUUUCUCUACUGUACUUAUUAAUGUCACCGGUGAUCACUUUACUGUAUACUUAAGAUAAACUGCUUAAAUAUGAAGACUGUGUCUGUGUGUAUAAUCAAUUGCAAUAAUUGUACAACUACAGUGGUUGCUCACACACCUAAAGAAAAACAUGCAAAUUAAUUUGUUUUAGGUAUUAUAUAUGAUGGUAUUUUUCUUUUUAAGGUAUUGCUGAUGGUGUAUGAAAUAGAUUGAAGACUUAAUUUAAACAAGACAUUCAGUACAAGCGCACAAAGAACUAGCAACUUCUAAUGGUUACAUGAACAUGGAAAAUGCUCGGAAUUAAAUUUGUUUCUCUUCCCAUGGUGAUUUUUAUAAAUUCAGAUUCCAUGUACUGUAAAUACUAAUUGUACGAGUCUCUUUCAUGCAAUGGUUGAAAGAACUCUGGACACCUCAAUCACUAAAUAGUUUAUGCUCAUAAAUGAAAGGUUCUCUAAAUAUAUAUAAAAAAAAUGUGUUUUAAUAAAUAAUAUUUAUCUUCCCACUAAAAGUUUUAUAGAGCUCCAGAUUUAAAGGAUUUUCCAUUUUAAUUUCAAGUACAAACAUACAAUAUUAAAAUAAGGAACACAGUACUUCCAUUUCCAAAGAAGUUACAAAUUCUUGAACAUUAUGUUCAAAAUGAAGAAAUCAAAUUUAAUAAUCACUGUCAGUCAUAAUGUAUUAGUUUUAAAAUGUUUAUGGGGAAAUUUUUAUGUUCUGAAUUCUUUGAAACAUUGAAUCCGAAUCAAAGUUAACUUCUCUUUAAAUGUUAUAUGCUAGGUAUUUAACAAACCAAAUACGUGAAAAUACCGAGAACAAUGAGGCGCUUCACACCCAUUAACAACAUUUAGUUAGUCUUCUUUAUUUCAAGUCUUCAAUUAUAAACUAUAUAUUGUUGAAGGAUGUAUGACUAGUCAGAUCAUAUGAUAUAUGGAGUGUAUUGUUAUAGAGUUGAUAAAGAGUCUGUUAAGAUUUUCAGAUGUUUUUUGUGCUAAAUAGUAUUAUCAUAUGUUUGUUAAAAGUAUUAUUUCUCAUAUACAAUUUAUGUACUUCAUUAAUGUUGCACAGUAUUUUCUAUUGCCCAGCAACUGGUUAACUUUGGUCUCUUUACAAAUAAAUCUAAAGACUCUCUAUAAAUGAUAAAUCAUCAGAUCAUUUGAACAGUAUUUUUUUUUUCAAUUUCAUCAUAAUGUAGAUGCUGUUAGAUAUCUAAUGUUUACAGGUAUAGUCUACUUAUAACUUAUAAAUGCUAAAUGUAUUUUUUAAACAGUUUGGUAGACAGCUGAUAACUGAAUCACCAUUUCAAUUGAAAGUUUUAUGUGGACUCUUGAUUACAAGAAAGUGCCGGUCUAACUGAAAAGCAAUUACCUAUGUAAGUACCAAUAUCAAAGAUACUGGACAAGUACUGCAAGUGUAAUGUCCAAAUUUAAUUUUUUUUGUGGCGUUUUAGUAACAUGAUGACUUUCGGGUUGUCAGCUGCAAGUCUUAUUACUGCAAGCGUAAUUUUCGAUAACAUUGGGAAAAGGCCUGGUAAAGGCAGGAAAAAAAGAAUAGGGACCCCAUCUAAAAAUUGUUUCACUUUCCUUCUUUCAUCAGUAACUAAGCAAGUUCAUGAUACAUUUACAAUUUUCUUGCCUAUAGACUCUUGUCAGAAAAUACAACAGUCCUUAAUACAUGAUCCAACUGCAGAUAUGUUGAUUUUACAGUGAAUGUUCUCAGCCUGCACUUUUCCAUUUAUUUUAUUACAAUAAAGAAUCUAUAAUGGUGAAUAAAAUAUAAAUUUCAACUUCAUUAUGUGUAUUUAUGUAAAAUAAGUGAUGAUGUUUACAUUUUAUUAUAUUUUCAUGACAGCUGUUUUAAAUUCUACUAUAAUCAGUUUGGGCUUAUCAUGGGAUGCACUAGUACAACAUUUUGGAAAGCUAUUCAAUACACACAACCUAUUGGAAAUUGAUUUUUACACAAAAAGGGCAUUUCUUAUAAAAUCUGAAGAAUAUAUCACACGCGUCUGUCCCACAUCGUUCUUGUUUUAACUUUAUAAUCAUAUUCUCUGAGAAUGAGCAUUGGCCUGGUAAAGCAUGCUGCAGUAUUAUAUUACGUACCCACUGAAUGAAAUGUCCUAACUGAAUGUACAUAAAUGGCUUUACCAGAAGAAUACCAUCUGGUCUUUUCAGUAAUCUAUACCUGUGUCUGUGAUAAUUGGUAUGACCCAGAAUGUGAUAGAAAAAGUAAGAAGCUUAUUAUUGAUCAUAUUUACAUGCCAGAUAAUUAUCUGGUAGCAUAAGUACUUAUUUUGUAAACAGCUUGUUUUUUAUGAACUCCAGCCUACAUAAAAAUACAGCAACUAAUGUAUGCAAUUUUGUCCACUGAUCCUAACCUGACAAGGAGAAAACUUGGGAUGGCAGUGAAGAUGCUCCUUGCCUAUGAAUUAUUCCCAUUAUAUAUAAGAUGCUAUUUGUGUGUAGGUACAGAACUUCUGAAACAUCAGGUAUUUUUCCAAAUGUUUACAGAGGCAUGAGUGUAUAUAACAUUUAACAUCUGUCUGUGUAUUGAAACAAAUUUCUGCCCAGUUCCUGCAGUGCUGUGGUAUGAUUAAACUUAGCAUGUAAGGAGGGUUCAUUUCAUAGUGUUUUCUUUAAUCAUAUACAAUUUUGAAAUACACCUAUUAUCUUUUCAUGUAAAUUCACAAGAAUCUCUGUUAAAAUGUUAAUCUCAAAUGCAAUGAAUAAAAUAUUAAAAAACAA